UCUUUAAUCCGAACUGGUUGUCAGGUGAUACGGUAAAUGGUGGAAACAAAGGAAGAUCAGUAGAUGAUUCUUUUAUAAAACUGGGGACUAGUCAUCAAAAGUUGAAUUCAGUUGAGGCUUAGAGAGUUUCAGAGGAGUUAAUAGGGAAAGAAUUUCAUGGACGCACAUGGAAGGGGCUACUCGGACUUUGAUAGGAACACAAGCGAAGAGUUAUUCUUGAAAUCCUUGAUGGAGAAUUCGGUUGGAAUGCCAGUGCCAACCAUGGAAAUGUUGGGUUUUAAGAAUCUUCCUCAUAAUGUUCGUACAGAUAGUGAGGAACUCUUCAAAAGCUGGCUUACAAAUGGAGAGAAUCAUGGCUAUAAUUCAACGGGCAUAGCUCAUCGUACUCGACAAGCAUCAAGAAGGAUAUCCACUGAGCUAUCCAGCUUAUCUAAUCAGCAACAUGGGGGUAUGCUUCAGAAGAAAAGAAGCAAUGAUAUUUUAUUCCCACAAAAUACUUCUGGGGCUGAUGAACCCUCGAGUGACCUCAACCAACAUUCAAUGAGGAAUGCAGUCGAAAGGGGGUGGCAAGCUAGUAACUUACAUUUGGCCAAGGCAUGGUUUCACAGUUCUCAACCCAUGACAAGAAGCCGAUCAUCUGAAUUACGGAGGAGGUAUGUUGCCAUGCAAAACUCUCAAACAUCAUUGGGUAUGGAAACUAUGCAUAAUGUAUCUGGGAAUGGUGUCAAUCUGGAACAAGAAUUCGAAAAUACGAAUGGAUUUAAUGACAUUUCAAUGUGUGACAUUCCCAAUCAGUUUAGCACAUUCAUGUCUCCAUCCAAUUCAUCGUCAUCUACUUUCAACAACCCUCAAGUGGAUGGUGUAGAUAAAGUUUCUUCUGUUGUGAGUAUGUUGAAGGGUACACUAGAGCGCAAGAAGCUUAGUAACCAGAUUGAGAAAGGAGGUGUUGAAGAAGAUUGCUCUUUAGGGUUUUAUGGUGCUCAACAAGUUCUAGGUAACAUGAGUUUGGAUCAACGACAAGUAAAUCAUAUUCAUGAGGUGCCAAGAACUUAUCAAGAUGUAUCCCCUAUAGAAGUGAAAGAUCCUGGGGUUUUACAAACAGUUGAAGGAUCCUUUUAUAUGGACUUAGAAGGUUUUGUGAAUCCUUCAAACCUGAUCCAAAUUAGCACAGCAUCUAGAGAACCUUCGCAAAGUGAAUCUUCUGCUGCUGCACCUGUGGUCUCAACUGGUUUUGAUGCAUGCGAUGGUCCCAGCAACUCAGGCCAAACUCUGAGCGUUUGUGAGAGCUCCAGAAAACAUGCUGGAAACGGAAGGAGUUCAGAAAAUGACUCUAGAGCCAAAGAUAUCAGAGAACGAAUAUAUGACAACUUAAAAGAUGAUCGAAAGCAAAAAGGAAGUCUUGUUCGAUAUGGAUCUGUGACGUCAGCUGGCUCAGUGGACAAAGCGGAUCCCACGAAGAAGCGUAGAGUGGAGAGGUCGCGGAAAAUGGCAGAGGCAAAGGAAAGAAAUCUGACACCAGCAAUUCCAUCAGAUAUGCAAUCUGUUAUGAAGCGAUGCGACAAUCUUGAGAAGGAAGUGCGAUCACUCAAACUUAACUUGUCUUUCAUGAAUAGAAAGGAUUCUGAACAGACUAAGCAGAUAGAAGGGCUUCAAAAGCAGAAUGAUGAAUUGACGGAAGAAAAGGAGCGCCUUCUUGAAGAGAUUGAGCGGAUUAUCUCCGAAACAGGAAAGAUGUGAGACCUAAUUCUGUUACCAUUUUCUCACUUCUUUUUGCCUGGGACACAAAACAACCAUUUGUAUUUAACCAUUUUAAGAAGCCAAGCUGGGGCAACAGUGCAAGGAGUGUCGAAACGUCCAUUUCAGCUUUCAAAAGUACCUCAAUCUCAAGCAAAAUUGAUUAAAACAGUGUCAUAUCAUAGGUGGAGGUUGCUUUUCAUUGUCGGUAUGAAGUACUAUAGUCGCUGUAUAUGGCAUAGCCUAACAAUGAUAAUAGCUUCCAUUUUGUAAACUUGGAGAGGUUGUAUCAGACAGACUAAGCUUCAGUUUCAAAAACUAAGUAAACUAGUUGCAAGGUGAGGUGAUUAUGAUGAUCUCUGUAAGGCUUUGUUUGGUUCCCUGGUUUUCGUGAGGGAAAAGAAAAGACAAUGCAAAGGAAAUUAUUUUAUCUUA
Molecule: messenger RNA, 2169 nt
Organism: Cornus florida
Lineage: Eukaryota; Viridiplantae; Streptophyta; Magnoliopsida; Cornales; Cornaceae
Product: protein CYCLOPS-like
Exons: 11
Coding region: 157-1737 (526 amino acids)
Biological process (GO): arbuscular mycorrhizal association
Cellular component (GO): nucleus
Molecular function (GO): sequence-specific DNA binding
Source: RefSeq, a predicted model, not a curated record